Messenger RNA from Strongylus vulgaris, 485 nucleotides. The record is from the annotation of a GenBank genome assembly. Lineage: Eukaryota; Metazoa; Nematoda; Chromadorea; Rhabditida; Strongylidae.
AUGAAACAGGAAGAUGAUGAAAUUUCAUCGAGUUCAUCAUCAAGUGGUAGCGACAGCGAAAAUCUGUCAGAUGUGCUCAAAUCUGAGGCAAGCAGUGAAGGCGUAGCUGCUGAGGGAGGAAAUGCUUCAUAUGAUAGUGAUGAGAGCUUUGAAGUGGUUCCACAGAAACGCGCCAGAGGCUCUGGAAGCGGGAAGCAGAGAACUAGCGCUGGCAGCUCCACAAAAUCUCGCGCUUCAAAUGGUUCUGGAACCACCAGGAAGUCGGCAAAGGCUUCGGCUGUUCCUGCACUCCCACGUGCUUCGAAACCAAUCAAACCUUGGCAGAGAACUGGCGAACCUGUCGUAGAGGGCGAUGUUGUUGUACCUCCCAGACCGCUUCGAAAAGGAGAGAAAAAAAUGCUGAAGUUCAGGUGUGCAGUGACUAUGUUUGCCACCCUUAAUUCCAUUGUGCUCAAUGCAAAAAUCCUAGAAAAUACUUCCUAACG